Molecule: messenger RNA, 576 nt
Organism: Rotaria sp. Silwood1
Lineage: Eukaryota; Metazoa; Rotifera; Eurotatoria; Philodinida; Philodinidae
Source: the annotation of a GenBank genome assembly
AUGUCUAUAGAUCAUUCACAUGAUUUAGUUAAUAUGGAAUGUUUUGAUGUUACUUACACGACUGAUAUCAUUCGAAAAAUAGUGGAAAAUAUUCUUAAUAAAAAACAAUUCAAUAUGGAAAGUAUUGAUACAUGGAGUCGACAGAUUGUUGAUUCUUGUCAAAAAUCUCUGUCAGAAAUCUACAAUUCGUUUAAAACAAUUAUUACUACAAUGAUUAUUUCUAAAAACGAUGAAAAUAUACAUAUUGGCAAUGCUUGUUUAUGGGAUUAUCAAUUGGAUGGAAGUACAAUUAUUAAUCAUUUCUAUUCAAACAAUGCUAAGGGUAUUUUAUCUUGCAUGAUAUUACAUAAUUGCAAUAAUCUUGAAACUCGAGUUAAUGGACAAAUAAAAUUAUUUUACAUGGAUAAUCGUACAUUCACAUUUCAUAAUGCUCAAAAUUUUUACAUGCUACUCUGCGAUCGAUUAUAUAAUUUAAAAAGACUAUCAUUUGGUAUCUAUGAUUCAUGGAAUGAAUGGAGUUGGAAACCAUCAAGUAGACGACAAUUAUACGAACAAUUACUUAGCCGACCUUAUUGA